AUGGAUGAUGAAUCUCAGCUCCUAGCGAGUUACACGCGGAAGCUAUUGACAAUAAAAGCAAAUGAUUACAAUAUACCAGUUAAAUAUUAUCCUAAGAUCAAAGAAAUUCUGAUUAUUAUGAAGAAAAACGCAAUUAAUGACGGACAAGUCGAGGUAGUUAAAUCGAUUCACAAAGCAUUACAGUACUUAGAUGAAUCAAAAUCAGCUCCAACAUCACCAGUUAGAUCAUCUAAUAGGCCAAAAAUAAUCCUGAGCCUUCGAAACAAAUCUAAUUCUAUUCAAUAUGCAAAACCUUCAGAAAACAAAUCACCAGAAGAAUUAUCUAAAGAUAUUGAAAAUGGUGAACGAUUUAAUCCACAUCAAGCAGAUAUCUUGCCUGAUAUAAUUCAAAUCCAAAAAGAGAAAAUAAAGAAGCUAAUUCAACAAGGAAAAUAUGAAGAAGCAUCGCAAGAAGAACAAUUACGACAGUAUACAUCAAGUAUUAUAGAACCGAAAAAAAAAAUUUUAAAACAUUUAGACACCAAAAAUCAGUUAAUUUGCAAAUUAGAGCAAAGAGAUGUCAAGUUAAACGAAGCAAAGCAAAAACUUAAAGAUGAUCUCCAACAAAAUAACGAUGUAAAGCAAAAGCUAAUUGACGAAGAAAAUAAAAAUUUUGAGAGGGAAAUGGAAGAGUUUGACAGAGAAACAGAAGGUGAAAUUCCAUUAAACCAUCGUAAUUAUAGUCCUCAUUAUUUAAAUCUCAAGAAGCAGCAUGAUUUUUUGAUAUUAUGCCGAAGAUAUAGUGAAGCAGGCAAGAUAAAGCAGAUUUGCGAUGCUGAAGAAGAAAAGGAAAACAUUAGAAUACAGUCAAAUUGGUUUACAUUUAGGAAAAACCUUAGAAUUAAAGCAGAAGCCGAACAUCUUAGAAGAUUAAGAACUAUUAUUGAUAGAAAGGAUAUAACAAAUGAAAAGAUUGAACAAAAAGUCGAAUAUUCACAAGAAGCCACAAAAAAAGCCAUGAAUUUACUUAAUAAUCAAGUAAAUUCAAUUGAUAAAAUUAACUUUAAUUUGGAUCCAGAACCAUACCAUAAACAACAGCCGAAGCCAAUUCAUAAACAGCCAUACAUACCACGAGAAUGCCAUUUAAUUAGGCCUAAUCAAAUUGUUUGGAAUACCGACAAAUCUGCCAAGUAA
Molecule: messenger RNA, 1173 nt
Organism: Trichomonas vaginalis G3
Lineage: Eukaryota; Parabasalia; Trichomonadida; Trichomonadidae
Exons: 1
Coding region: 1-1173 (390 amino acids)
Source: RefSeq, a predicted model, not a curated record